Molecule: messenger RNA, 1624 nt
Organism: Drosophila obscura
Lineage: Eukaryota; Metazoa; Arthropoda; Insecta; Diptera; Drosophilidae
Exons: 1
Coding region: 734-1042 (102 amino acids)
Source: RefSeq, a predicted model, not a curated record
CAGUUCGCAGCGAGUCCCAUUUUUGCGCUGCAUGUGUGUGCGGCAUAUAUCUAUUGGUGUGGAAUGCGAUUUUCCCAGCGGAGUGCGCGAGUCUGUGUGCGCCAGUCCUCCCCUUCCAAGCUGCCACUGACGGUGGCGCGCAACGCAACCCCACGAAACGGAAAGUUUGUGCAGCGGCAGGCAGCAGGAAAUGUGUUUGUGGCACUCGAAUUUGGGACACAUUCCUGCAAAGGACGCAGCUUCGGUCAGCUGCUGCCAACUGCUGCUCCAGUCCGAGGAGUGCACCUGCAACCAGAAGCCACAAAACGCGCGCGCGACGCAUCCAAUCAAUGAACAUUUUGCACACUUCCCAGCGAGAACUAAGGAAAAUUCGGGAAGUAAUUCUUAAAAGUGAUUCGGCAUACGAUUGCCACAUCGAAAGUGAAUUACAGCCAAUGGAAAACAACUGACUUUGGAGUCUUGUCGCCUGUGAAAGUGUUUCAAAAGGUUCAAAAAUAAUUAGCAGUCGAGGAAAAGGGAAAGCGGAGCCCUGCAGGAUACAGCGACAGCCCUCUCCAGAUCGCAUCGAUUUGCAUGUGUGUGCCCUGCCGCUGAAAAAUCGAUUAUUAAAGCAACUGGCAAGCCACUUUCCACUCGCUAGCAGCUGUUGGUUGUCGUUGUUGCUGCUGGCUCUGAUGGUGGUGGUGCUGCUGGUGGAGGUGGUGGUGGGUGGUGGUUGUGGUUGCGUGCCGCAAUGUGGCGAAUAAACAGUGGCAAGAGCAGCAGCGCUGGCAGAGACACACUUCCAACUGAUUUGACGUCGGCGAGUUCCAAUGGCGCUGGUUCCACCGAAUGCUGCAGCGCAGCCUUGCAGCCAUCCAGCAGCUCCUCGUUGCAUGUGCAGCAGCAGCAGCAGCAGGAUACGAAAGCGAGGAUGACAACAACGAGGACGAGAGCGACAACGACUACAAGCAGCCGCGGACACGGAUACAGAUACAGGCACAGCCACAGAUACACAGCAAUAAUAGCAGCAGCAACAGCAGCAACAAUCGUUGCAAAAUAGCCCAGAAGCUGCAGCGUAUUGUGGCCAAUAAGGAAAAUCUAUUCAAUUAAAAGACACAAGCGACAGUGUGAGAAAGACAACACAACCAGUUAAUCAAACCGACUAAUUCAUCAAUCGGAACUAUCGCUUAUAACGCACAAAGCAGUCGGCCCAAGCCCAGGGGUCACGUUAAGUAUACGACGCGUACUUCCAGCUGCACGUCACAGCGAGCCAAUCAGAACGAAUCGAAUCGAAACGUAACGAAACGAAACGCACAGGUGCAUUAGUCCCCCCGAGUCCCUACUCCCGAGUCCCGAGUCCCCACUCCCACUACCCCCACGGUAUCUACAUCAUUUGACAAGCAAUUGCGGGAUGGGAAAAAUGUGAAAAAAGGAAAAAAAAAAUAUGUAUAUGUUUAGUAGACAAUUUUAAGUGCACUUUCGUAAGGCUGAUUUUGAAUUUACUUAUUUCGAUGUUGUGCUUCUACACCCACAAAGAGACGAUACCCAGGCAACAAUCAAACCACGAGCAAUGAACCAAGUGAAAGUGUUAAGUGCUUAGCGUUAAGGAAAUACACAAUACCAAAAGAAAAGAAAAGAUAAG